Puntigrus tetrazona (Sumatra barb) is the source of this 1302-nucleotide messenger RNA. It is a transcript of the gene lbx1b, whose product is annotated as ladybird homeobox 1b. The transcript is spliced from 2 exons. Gene Ontology annotation, molecular function: DNA-binding transcription factor activity, RNA polymerase II-specific; DNA binding. NCBI's taxonomy places the organism in Eukaryota, Metazoa, Chordata, Actinopteri, Cypriniformes, Cyprinidae. Gene Ontology annotation, biological process: regulation of DNA-templated transcription. The record is from RefSeq and is a predicted model, not a curated record. The coding region runs from base 177 to 935 and encodes 252 amino acids.
GAUGGUGAGAAACAGGGUGGAUGUCGCCAUCGUCGCAGGGCAGCUAUAGGCUAUUACUCACGUGCCAGAAGACCUCUGGAAAACGAGCGCUAGCUUUUUACACCGACGUUAUACGCUCUAGUUAAGUUAACUUCGUACACACACCGUAUAACCAAAGCGGCUUUGCGGCGACUUGGAUGACGACCACCAAAGUUGUCAAAGUCCGCAAGGCUAUGGAGAGCCACGGGCCGAACCCCCUGGACCACCUUCCGCCACCCGCCAGCUCCAACAAGCCCCUAACCCCCUUCAGCAUCGCAGACAUCCUCAGCAAGCCCGCAGUCAGGCGAGCUCCCAGGACUCACCGGCGGGCUCUCAUCACUCAGACCUCGCCCCUGUGCGCUCUCCAGGAGCUGGCCAGCAAAACCUUCAAAGGUCUCGAGCUAGGUGUACUCCAAGCGGCAGAAGGAAGGGACGGCUCGACUCUGUUCGGUCAGAGAGACAGCCCCAAAAAGCGGCGAAAAUCCCGGACGGCGUUCACUAAUCACCAGCUGUAUGAACUAGAGAAAAGGUUUCUCCAUCAGAAAUACUUGUCACCCGCCGACAGAGACCACAUCGCCCGGCAGCUGGGGCUGACAAACGCGCAGGUCAUCACCUGGUUCCAGAACCGACGGGCGAAACUGAAGCGGGACCUGGAGGAGAUGAAGGCGGACGUGGAGUCGGUCCGGUCCACGGGUACAGCGCCUCUGGAUAAACUCGCUAAACUGGCCGAUCUGGAGCGGCGCGCAGCUGGAGAGACGGGGCCUCCGGGGCCUCCGGGGCCCGAGCGCUCGCCACGGCCGGGUCACGAGUACAAGAGCGCGCACAAAUUAUGUCUGUCCCCCAUGUCGUCUCUCUCAGACCACACAAGUCAAGACUACUCCGCAGACGAGGACGAGGAAAUAGACGUCGACGUCUGACGCACUCAUUUAUACUUUUGUAAACGGAUGUCUCGAGACGCGCGUGCACAUAACCAUCUACACGAUCGUAGUCUUUUUCCUGAAUUAGUUUAAUUUAUAGCCGGACUAUGCAAGUCUAACUCUUGUUUGUUCAUCGCGAACCAGCAGCUUGUGUUUUUAUAUAUAAUAUAUUGUAUGUAAUGCGAUGGCUUUAAUGAGUGUAAUAAGAAAUAUUCCACGAAUCAGGGCGACAAACAGCAAUACAACCUCUUAAUGAGAAAAAACAUAUUUUUACAUGUGUAUUUAUUGCGUGUAAUUUGUACACAAUGGACAGUGACAGCUUUUUGUAAAAGUUUUGUACAGUUUACUUCAAAAUUAGGCCAUUGCA